UAUAAUUUCCUGCACUAUAGUGCUCCGGUGACACACAUCUCGUCAAAAUGGUGAAGCAGUUCUCAGGGAAGAAGUACGAGCUGGAUGUCGCCAGCCAGGAGAACAUGGACGCCUUCCUGCAAGCCGUCGGUGUCGACGAUGCAGAUAGGCGGAAGGAAAUACUGGGAACCAAAAUAACCAUCGGUUUGGCGGUGAAUGGCGACGAGUACACUUUCAGUUUGGAAGGGGCCGGCCGCAAGUUUGACACCAAGUGCAAGCUGGACGAGGAAUUCGACGAGACGAUGUGGGACCGCACAACACGCAGCAAGUACUCCGUCAAGGGUGGCGACACAGUGGUGCACUGGGCGAAGUACCCGGACGGCAAGAUCAUCACAUCGGAGACAAAGUACUCGGCUGACAAGGCUCUGCAGACAGUUACUCUUGGGAAUGUUGUUGCAAAGAAGACAUUCAAGGCCAUCUGAGUUGAUACCAGAAGAUCUACUUUGGUGAUACACAACUUAAAAGACGUCUCCACAUUCAGUGAAGUGUUUGUUGAUAAUACUGUACAGUCCAAUACCACACAACUGUUUUCGAUGUCACCACCAAAUACUGCAAAUUAAUUUUAAUAAAAU
Schistocerca piceifrons (Central American locust) is the source of this 611-nucleotide messenger RNA. Its product is annotated as fatty acid-binding protein, adipocyte-like. Gene Ontology annotation, cellular component: nucleus; cytosol. The record is from RefSeq and is a predicted model, not a curated record. Bases 48 to 461 code for a protein of 137 amino acids. Gene Ontology annotation, biological process: fatty acid transport. Gene Ontology annotation, molecular function: fatty acid binding. Lineage: Eukaryota; Metazoa; Arthropoda; Insecta; Orthoptera; Acrididae. The transcript is spliced from 3 exons.